AUGCAUUUCGAUCCAUACCUCUCUCCUCCCCUCCCGUCCUCUCCUCCCUCCGCUUCGCCGACUCCGCCGCCCGUCUCCACCACAAUCGACUACAAAACCCUCGCCGCGCAGAAAGACCGAGUGAACGACUCCCUCCGCCUCAAGAACGCCAACCUCGAGCGCGCCCUCGCAGAAGUGAAAAAGGCCGACUCCCGACAAAAAUCCCUCCUCCCUCCUCACUCCUCCCUCCCUCCUCCCUCCCCCUCUCGACCACCUAGACGAGCGGGAGAAGCAGAACGGAGGGAAAGACGCCGUCAAAGCUUGGAUGAAGAAGAUGCGAAACUGGUGGCAUCCGGAUCAUGUGGGCACUAUGGCUGGCAAGGAGAGGAGGGGUGA
Messenger RNA from Zymoseptoria tritici IPO323, 375 nucleotides. RefSeq lists its product as uncharacterized. The record is from RefSeq and is a predicted model, not a curated record. The coding region runs from base 1 to 375 and encodes 124 amino acids. NCBI's taxonomy places the organism in Eukaryota, Fungi, Ascomycota, Dothideomycetes, Mycosphaerellales, Mycosphaerellaceae. The transcript has a single exon.